GUCCUCCUGAGGUGGGGUGUUGUUGCUGGGGUUUGUUCCUCAGCCUCAGAGAGACUAGCAGGGGUGACCUGCCUGCCUGGCUUCCUGCCUGCUGUGUCAGGACAGUGUACUGUAGCUGGUGGGCUGGGUGCUCCUCUGUCAGGGUGGGUGCGGGCCCCUGGGUCUGGGUCGACGUCGUGGCUUCUUCUCCUGAGAGUGGGAUCCUCAGUGUGUCCAGAAUGAACCGUCCGGCUCCCCCCGUCGAGGUCUGCUACAAGAACAUGAGGUUCCUCAUCACACACAACCCCACCAACGCCACCCUCGACACCUUCAUCGAGGACCUGAAGCAGUAUGGUGCUACAACAGUGGUGCGUGUGUGUGAGGUCACCUACGACAAGACACCUCUGGAGAAGGAUGGCAUCACAGUCAUGGACUGGGCCUUUGAUGACGGUGCCCCUCCGCCCACUAAGAUCGUAGAUGAUUGGCUGAACCUGCUGAAGACUAAGUUCCGUGAGGACCCUGGCUGCUGCGUGGCGGUGCACUGUGUUGCCGGGCUGGGACGGGCUCCUGUGCUGGUGGCUCUGGCUCUGAUCGAGGGCGGGAUGAAGUAUGAGGAGGCAGUUCAGUUCAUCAGGCA
Messenger RNA from Salvelinus fontinalis (brook trout), 616 nucleotides. RefSeq names its product protein tyrosine phosphatase type IVA 3-like. The record is from RefSeq and is a predicted model, not a curated record. Lineage: Eukaryota; Metazoa; Chordata; Actinopteri; Salmoniformes; Salmonidae. Gene Ontology annotation, cellular component: nucleus. Gene Ontology annotation, biological process: protein dephosphorylation. Gene Ontology annotation, molecular function: protein tyrosine phosphatase activity.